Oncorhynchus mykiss (rainbow trout) is the source of this 7842-nucleotide messenger RNA. The record is from RefSeq and is a predicted model, not a curated record. Lineage: Eukaryota; Metazoa; Chordata; Actinopteri; Salmoniformes; Salmonidae.
CAACCAAUCAGCAUUCAGGGCUCGAACCACCCAGUUUAUAAUUGGAGAUAGUUUAUAAAUGUAUAGAUUAUAAUACAAUCCCUUUGAUGACAGGUCUCCUCUCAAUUUUAGAUUAUUUUCUCAUUAAUCCAAUUAUUUUACUCUCUCGCUCACACACACACACACACACACACACACACACACACACACACACACACACACACACACACACACACACACGUUGUCCAUCUCACACCUGUCCCCCACAGCUCUCUCUCAGCUCUCUCCCCAGCACCGUUGUCCCCAGCCUUUCCUCCUCUCCAGGGGGCUGUGCUACUGGAGGACCGAGGGCACGGUCCUCCAGACAGGAGGUGGCACUGUUCCAGACCCUGCAGGAGGCUCUGAGGGAGAUUGACCUGCCUGAAACACAGGACCUGCCACAGGGUAUGAGUCACUCUGAGAUGUGCAUCUGUGUUUUGGGAUCCCCACUCCCCUAUCUCUCUCUGCUGUUAGAGGCAGGCCAACGGAGCCCAGGAGAUGCUCUCCUGUGUCUCUGUCCAUCCUGGCUCUCUCGCUCCUCCUCCCUCCUGGUCCACAAGGCUGUCACCUUUGACCUGGGAGGGCGCACUUUCCUAUCCAACUUCAACCCGCCUCGCAAGGUCACCUACUUCCUGUCAUCUGACCCGUGGGCUAAGGAGGAAAUGACCCGAGAGACAGACUGCCCAAGCGGAGGUUCUGGAGCACUGGGUCAGUUCUGGGGGAAUGUUCUGACCACCAGGGUUCUGCUGCAGAAGGCCAAGAUCCACUGCCCCCCAACCCUGGCCCUUCUGUUACCACCGGGGCAGAUGAGGCUGGAGGAGGGCAGGACAGGAGGGGUGGAGGUGGUGCACCUGGAAAUGGGAGCGGAGGAAGGGAUGAACUCUGUCAGAAACAAGGUGGACACUUUCCUGGAGUCUGAGAAUAUGAGGGGAUCAGAGAGGGUGGUGCUCAGGUGCAGUGGGGGGAGGUUCGUGGGCGAGGCAACCUCACCCCCUGUCUACCUGUCGAGGAACAGCAGGGAUGAGGUCUGGGCCAAGGUGAGUUAUCUCCUGCCCCAACUCCUCCCUGGAGAGGCAGUCCUGCUCGAGGCCUACUGCUCCCCACUGAAGCCUGGGCCACGGGUAGAGGACCGCACCUGGGAACAGUACACCGACUGCAGGCCUCAGGUUCCAGACCUGUCCUUCAGACUGUGUGCCAUAGUAACUCGCUCACCUCUGGACCUGCCUCUCCUCUACAAGUUGGUGUGUAGAGUGGGUGUGUCUGACGACCCUCUCUCUCACAGCCACUCCCUCUCUCAGUCUUUGGAGACCACCCUAUUAGAGUGUGGUUUCACUGACCCUACCAUGGCGAAAUCUCUCUGCCGUCUAGCACUGGACACCGCCCUGUCCUGCCUCUGUGUUGUCAUGGAAACAGAGUCAAACAUGUCCGCAGAACAACGCGGUGGAGCGGGUGCCCAGACCGACAUGAUAGGCGUGGACCUCCUUUUCACCAUGGAUGGCUCCAUCAUCAGGCCUGUUAUUUUGGGCCUCCAUCCCUCCCUCUGUCUCCACUCCUCCUUCCAAGAGCGAGGGAUGGGGAUGGAGGGAUGCGACAGUGGGAUAGAGGGGUGGAGUAGGGGCACCCUCCUCCUCACCCCUCUCACCCGCUCCCAGUACUACCUGAUGCAGGGGAAAACUGUGCUGGUGGUGGGAGCUGGAGGACACAGUAAGAAGUUCAUCUGGAAAACAGCCAAACAGUACAAACUCAAGAUCCUGCUGGUGGACAGUGACCCUGCCCACUUCGCCUCCCAGUUGGUCGACCACUUCCUCCCCCUGCCAGACCUCCCCGACCAUCGGCGUGAUGACCAGCACUGCUCCCGCAUCUGUGAUUGGCUGUUGUCCUCCAGCCUCCGCCCUGACGGCUGCGUGUGCUUCUGGGACGAAUGCGUGGUGCUGACAUCGCUGGUCUGUGAUAGGCUGGGGCUCAGGGGCCCUCCCCCUGAGGCCAUCCGCAUUGCGAAGGAGAAGAGCCGCACCCACAGGCACCUCCUGGGCCUACUGAAGUCUACGGGGACUAACCUGAUCAGUGUUGAGCAGCCCUCCGGUCAGCCAGAUAGCCUAGUUGAGUUUGGAGAGGAUGAGAGGAGAGGUAGACAGCAGAAUGGCAUGGUCAACAUGGAAGGAGAUAGCCUGAGAGCUAUGGCUGAUUUCGACAGGGGGGAUCUCUUCAAUGAGGCAAUGGGCAAACACGACACUACCGCCCCUACCUCUUCCUCCCCCUCACUCUCCUCUUCCUCCUCACAUUCCUUUGGCACUUUCCGUCCCUCCGCUCCUCUCCUCUCUCCCUCCCCUUCCUCCUAUGCUGUUCCCUGUAUCCACGUGGAGAGCACCCUGGAUCUGGAGAAGGCAGCCAGUGGGGGGGAGGGGGGGCCUGGUGGGGCCAGUGUGGGGGUGGUGAGGUUCCCAGCGGUGAUGAAGCUGGAGUACGGCGCGGGGGCGGUGGGCGUGAGGAAGGUAUGCUCUCUGGAGGAAAGUCUGGCACACUUUGAGAGGAUCGGCGGGGACCUCCGCGAGGAGACAGACUACCCUGGCAUCGGCCUGGGCUGGGGCAACGCCAUGAUCCUCAUGGAGUACGUGGGAGGCACCGAGCACGACGUGGACGUGGUCCUGUUCGAGGGGAGACUGGAGGGCGCCUUCGUGUCCGACAACGGCCCCACGCGCACCCCGGCCUUCACCGAGACGGCCGCCCAGAUGCCCUCAGGGCUGGCGCAGGACAAGCGUGCUCAGCUGAUCCGUGCGGCACACCACGCAUGCCUGGGCUGUGGCCUGCGAGACGGCGUGUUCAACGUGGAGCUGAAGAUGACAGAAGUGGGCCCGAGGCUCAUAGAGAUCAACGCCCGCAUGGGCGGCUUCUACCUGUGCGACUGGAUCCGCCAGCUGUAUGGCGUGGACCUCCUGAUGGCGGCCUUCAUGGUGUCCUGUGGGGUGCGUCCCUGCCUGCCCUCGGCCACAGCCCUCCCAGCCAGAGGCCACUUUGCUGGGGUGAUGGUGGUGGUGUCACGGCACCUCCAUGCCCUGAGGACCACAGCCAGCCCUGAGCGCCUGAGAGGGCUCCACCAGGAGGGGGCGUUGUGGCUGAACGAGCUGGCGGAGGAGGAUGAACUGAUCUCUGGUGAGUACGAGGAGCCCUUCUGUAAUGUCGGGGUGAGAGAUGCCCACAAUGCCACCAACGCUCGCCAGCGCCUCCUCGCCCUCUGCCAAGGGCUGGGCCUGCACUGUCCUCCACGCUAUGACCUGGGCUACUUCCUGUCCCAUUUCAACUAGACAGGAACUCAGGGGGGAGAAGCAGGGUUUGUUCAGGAGGGUGCCACAUUUACAUUUGAAUCACAGAUCAAAAUAAUACAAAGAGCUGAAACGAUUCCUUACUCUGCAGAAUUAUAUAUAUUAUAUUCCUGCCUGAAUGUUUGUUCAUUACAUUGGACCCUUCUGAAUAGAACCCAUGUUUAGCAAGGUUGUGCUGUGUGCAGGGGUUAGUUUAGUUAGCUUAAAAGGUACAUCACAGGAUGAACAAACACUUCUCAUAUCAAAACAUAAUAUGUUAUCUCAAAAUUGCAAAUUCAGGGACUAAUCAUUCAGGUAGCAGAACCUUUCCAUUUUUAGCACUUAUAUUUUGGGGACCAUCUCGGGAAUAAAAUACAAGUUUCGAAAAGAUAUCUUCAUCAGUGAUUGGGAAGAAUAGGAUAUGGGUGUCUAUCUAUCUUGAAUUUAACAUUCAAAUAUGGAAAAACUUAUGGAAAAGCUUCUACUUUGACAAGUCAUAAAAUAAAUAGAGGCCCUUUGUACAAUUAUUGAAUUGGAAUUUCAGUUUACUUCCUGAAUUGACAGCCUUCAUUUCAAAUCGACCCCAACCCUGUUAUCUACUAGGUUGUGGCAUCAGCAGUCUACCUUACUACCUCAUAACGUAGUAGGCUGCACACUGUGAGCACAUAGCAGUUGUUAAUAACCUGCACACUGUGAACACAUAGCAGUUGAUUAAUAACCUGCACACUGUGAACACAUAACAGUUGAUUAAUAACCUGCACACUGUGAACACAGUAGUUGAUUAAUAACAUAUACACUGUGAACACAUAGCAGUUGUUAAUAACCUGCACACUGUGAACACAUAGCAGUUGAUUAAUAACUUGCACACUGUGAACACAUAGCAGUUGAUUAAUAACUUGCACACUGUGAACACAUAGCAGUUGAUUAAUAACCUGUACACUGUGGACACAUAGCAGUUGAUUAAUAACCUGUACACUGUGGACACAUAGCAGUUGAUUAAUAACUUGCACACUGUGAACACGUAGCAGUUGAUUAAUAACUUGCACGCUGUGGACACAUAGCAGUUGAUUAAUAACCUGUACACUGUGGACACAUAGCAGUUGAUUAAUAACUUGCACGCUGUGGACACAUAGCAGUUGAUUAAUAACUUGCACACUGUGAACACAUAGCAGUUGAUUAAUAACCUGUACACUGUGGACACAUAGCAGUUGAUUAAUAACCUGUACACUGUGGACACAUAGCAGUUGAUUAAUAACCUGUACACUGUGGACACAUAGCAGUUGACUAAUAACCUGUACACUGUAAACACAUAGCAGUUGAUUAAUAACUUGCACACUGUGGACACAUAGCAGUUGAUUAAUAACCUGUACACUGUGGACACAUAGCAGUUGAUUAAUAACUUGCACACUGUGAACACAUAGCAGUUGAUUAAUAACCUGUACACUGUGGACACAUAGCAGUUGAUUAAUAACCUGUACACUGUGGACACAUAGCAGUUGAUUAAUAACUUGCACACUGUGGACACAUAGCAGUUGAUUAAUAACUUGCACACUGUGAACACGUAGCAGUUGAUUAAUAACCUGUACACUGUGGACACAAGGCAGUGCAGGGUUGGAAAAGGUGUGAGGGGGAGUAAUAUUACACGUGCAGUAGGUCAGAGUGUCAUUAGCUAAAUAGUUAUAUGAAGGAAGAGCAGAGGAAAAUUGCAGAUUUUGAGGAAGGGGGUUUGAGGAGAGCAGUAGAAUAGCUAAAACAGGUGGACAGGGGUGGCGAUUGCGGAACCUUUUAACUCUUGGCCCAGAGAUGAUGUCUGCGGGGCCAGUGCGUUUGAACUUUUGGGAAAAUGUAGAAUUUAGGAAUGCAAACUCCCAUACAUGUGAAGUUAGAGGUCAUAUGAAAGUUCAUGUCUUAAUUUAAAAGGUUGAAGUGAAAUGUUGUUCCCCCAAAAAUAACUCGCUAUCUAAAAGUGUAUGGAAAUGGGGAUUGAAUUCCACCACAUAUUCACACCAAUUUUAGCCCAUAAAACAAAGUGCGUUAUUUUGUAAAUGAGAAAUAAUUUGAGGCAGUUUCACCGUUGCAAUCCUCUUGACCCUGGAACAAGACCUAACCUUGGCAGUUAACGUCUGUAGUGUGGCAUUUGGGGUCUGGUGUCAGACUGACCCAGUAAGCAGGGUGAAACUGAGAUGCCAUACGUAUCCUGGCCACACCACAAAACCCCCCAGACAAGAUUUACAGUGGUCAAAAGGUUGUGGAUUUCCCAUAUCUUCUGUUUCUGACUAUUAGUUUAUGUAUUUCUGAUGUAACAUUUGGGAAAAUAUAGUAAACAUAUAUUUUUUUACCUUUAUUUAACUAAGUAAGUAAAUUAAGAACGACUCUGGGCCAAUAGGACGCCUCACCAAUCACGGCCAGAUGUGUACAGCCUGGAUUCUAACCAGAGAUUGUAGUGACACCUCUUGCACUGAGAUGCAGUGCCUUAGACCGCUGCACCACUCGGGAGCCAACACUUCUGGCUUUUACUCAAAAAGGAGGUGUGAGAGGAAAGUUCAAGAAUAAAACAUCCUAUCAAGAUUACAUCAUUAAAACCAAAGAAUAUGUCAAUGACGGUUUCAAUGAUCUGAGCCCUAUUAAACAAACAAACAAUACCCAGGCCAGCGACCUCCCUAAAAAAGGGCUCUACUGCAGGUGAGCAUGGGGCAUAUUAGGCUGUGAAAACAAAAUGACUGACUGCAGCCUCUAUUCAAACACAGCAGUGUGUUGUGGCUCGCCAUUUGCUCUAAACAUGUUGACAAUAAUGUUAGCUCAAUGCUCACACAAACCUAAAUGGCCAGAUGAUAUGUGUUGUUGUUGUAGUACUCAUCGUUCAGCACUUAAAACACCCAGUAAUUCACCUUAUCUUCAGCACCACUCACUAGCGGUGAAUCGAAUGGUCAUCUAUGGCUGCUUCAGGUUAUGGCAAAAGAUGAGCCUGUAGUUCCUCAUUGACAGACCACGGAUCCUGAUCAAGACUUCAGUAGCUAAGCUGCAGAGGAGAAAGGAGAGAGAGUGUUUGAAAGAAGCUGCUUACUUAGUUAGAAAAAGGUUUUAUAUUAUAUUGACAAGAUAGUUGAGUGACCUCUCAAACAAUGGAAAUACAUGUCCUCAAGAUGGAAGGCAAGAUUAGGUGGGACCAUUCUAGGCUGUCUAGAUGGGAUACAAUUUAUGUUAGAAUUGACUUUUCGUAUCAGGUUAGGAGAACUUACGCAGCAGGUUAGGAGAAUUAGGGUAAGCGUACCUACGAAGCCCACUUCUUUCUUUGGAUUUUUAACUUUUUUUUAAAUAAAAAUACAUUUCCUGCUGUUUAAUGAUGCGACUAAUUCAUCUGGUUGUUAUAUCCAUACAUUUUUCGGUUCUAAACCAAUCCAAUGUUUUAUUAUUAAAUGAUUAACAAUGUGUAAGGUCACACUAGUGGCCAAUUUCAAAGUUGCAAAAAAAAAACGUUGGUGUUGAAGCAAGGGUUGGAACGGAAAUUAUUUUCCAAUCGUUUCAUUCUGAACAGAAUCACAAUGUUCUUUUGUUUCCACUGUUCGGACCAGCAAAAUAAUGUCCCGAACCGAUUCGAACCCCCCAAAAUACUGGAUUAUAUCGUUCCCUCCUGUUCCUUUUUAACCUGUGAAAUCAACCGUGUUUUACAUUUAGCUCAUUAAAAAUUACUUCGCCAAUCAGCGCGGAUAGAGCAGGCAAGCUAGUUGUUUACACGCGUGAUGUACAGACAACUGUAGUUUACAUCGCAAGAUGCGACUGAAAAUUUGUGGGUGGGGAGAGAGAGAGAGCAAGAGAGGGUUGAGGAGGAGUCUUGAAGCGCUGGGCAUCUUGUUAUGACAUGCAUGAUCUGAUUUAGGUCCAAGGAAUUGUACCUAGGAGGAGCGGCUUCCGUGGAGGAACUUUGAAUGUCUUUUGAGCUAGCUAGCUAACACGCUUGUGUGUGCAGAGCAGCACCAGAAUUAAAAACACGUCUUACCUUUUUGUAGUUUAUAAAUCCAAUGUGAAAUGUGAUAACUAGCAUUGAAAAAGUUGAUCCAUUCUUAUUUAGUUAUUUUAUGGUUUUCGGUUCUGUUACCUGAACUGGUUUCAACCACAGAUACAAUGUUUACAGUUACACAUUGUAUUACAAAUAUACAGUAUGUGUAACGUAUGUGAUCCGUUACAUAUGCAUCAUAAAUAAUUUCACCACAUGAGAGCAAUGGUGAACAAAGCCUUAAUAUUAACAUAUGUUUAAUCGCGGUUACCCAGAAGUAGAAUUCUCUCAUGAAAGUUUGUAAUUUCCUGUAACGAGAAUCUGUCCACGAGAGAUUAACACAGAUUUAAAGGGAUUUUUCUGUUGACUAUAAACAAUAGCUAAUGUGGAAAUGUUGUUUCCUUAUUAACAAAGUUUUAAAACAAUACAAAUAGAAUGAAUAUCGUGUUAUGAUUCAGCAACUAUUUUGAUUCAAAUAUAAUCAAUUCAUAUUUCCUGUGUUGUGUAAAAUACAAUAAACAUUCAAAUCAA